Messenger RNA from Trichoderma breve, 612 nucleotides. RefSeq lists its product as uncharacterized. The transcript has a single exon. The record is from RefSeq and is a predicted model, not a curated record. NCBI's taxonomy places the organism in Eukaryota, Fungi, Ascomycota, Sordariomycetes, Hypocreales, Hypocreaceae. The coding region runs from base 1 to 612 and encodes 203 amino acids.
AUGGAGAAUGGCACUUGUCGGUCGGGCAUGAACCGGCAGAAACUCAACAGGCUGGUGCUCAUGCAGGAUAGCGAGCAUCUCAUUACCAGUUCCGACGGCAGCUUUGAAUCCUUGGGCUGGGCUAGCCUGGAGAACGAGCCAGACUUGAGCAGCUCCGGGAUCAUGACGCCAAGCACAGAUUCAGGCGAGGGUGUCAUGCUGACGCCUAGUAGCAGUCAGAUGGACUUGAUGAGCCUUGUUGGAAGGGAUUUUACUGGAUUCGAUUUAUCUGAUACGGAUAGUGACUGUACAGAAUUGCCCGCGGACGGCAUUUAUCUUUGCCCCCUCUGUCCUAACAGCCUCCGGCGCUUCAAUGGAAGAAAAGCUCUCGAGCAACACAUGCAAUCACCUGCUCACAUGUCCAAGAUUUUUCACUGUCCUUCAAUUCUAUUUCAAGGAAACUCUGGGAAAUCCAAGCCGAGCAUGAAGAAGUUUUCAACAAUUAGCGGGCUUGUUGCUCACAUCGAGAGCGGUGCGUGCAGUGGCGGCAAUGCUGGGCUGCGUACAGUGAUGCAGUACAUGGAAGAGCGGCUGGAAGAUAUGGGAAUGUCGUUCAAGCUGCUGAGCAUAUAA